AUGUCGACCAUCUCAGGCGACGAACUGGCGAGCCACAACACCCGAGACUCAUGCUGGAUAGCCAUCAAGGGGACAAUCUGGGACGUCACGUCUUUCAUCGAUCAACACCCCGGCGGAGCGAGUCUCAUUCUCAAAGUCGCCGGCCAAGAUGCCACAGAGCAGUACGAGACCUUUCACGAUCUGGAACUUGUGGAGAAGACGUUGGGUGAUGGAGCACGGCGAGGUGUUGUCGAUCCGAACUCGAUACCGAAGAUGAAGCCGGAGAAGAAAGCCGAGGAGCAGAGUCGCAAGGCGCCGCCGUUGAGCAGUAUGAUUAGUUUGAAGGACUUUGAGAAGGUGGCGGAGGAGUUCAUGACCCCGGUGGCAUGGGCGUAUGUGUCGUCUGGUGCGGACAAUGAAGUCAGUCUGCGGGAGAAUGGCCGUGUGUACGAGAAGGUCUUCCUAAGGGGAAGGGUAUUGCGGAGAGUGGCAGCGGUGGAUUUGAGCACGACCAUUCUAGGGUACGAGUCGUCAUUACCGAUCUACACAUCUCCGGUUGGCCUGGGAAAGCUAGUGCAUCCUGACGGCGAGUGUGCCAUUGCGCAAGCAGACGGCAAGGAAAGUGUUGUUCAGGUCGUGAACACUGUCUCCAGCAUGCCUAUCGAAGCAAUAAUGAAGGCCAGAGUAAGCGAGGAGCAGCCGGUCUUUUGGCAGCUAUAUCUGAAUCAAGAUCUCGAAAUAUCCAAGGCCUUCGUGGAGAGGGUGGAACGGACGGGAGUUAAGGCGAUUUGGCUGACGGUUGACUCGCCUGUGACGGGUAAUCGGGAGAGAGAUGAGCGGUCGAAGUCGAUUGAUGAAAUCGAAGAAAGUCUGGAGUCGAUUGUUGAAACGCCGCAAAGUAAAGGUAUCGCAGCAUCGAUGAACUCGUACAUCAACGCAGAUGUGGGCUGGGAGAUUAUCGAUUGGCUGCGAUCUGUGACGAAGCUGCCGAUUGUAAUCAAAGGUAUCCAGUGCGUCGACGAUGCUGUACUGGCAUACGAGCACGGUGUCGAUGGGAUAGUCUUGUCGAACCAUGGCGGGAGAUCUCAGGAUACUUCACAGCCACCUCUUCUGACCCUGCUGGAGAUCCGCAAGCACGCACCGCACAUCAUCGGCGGGAAGAUGCAGAUCUUCGUGGACGGUGGUGUUCGGAGAGGUACAGACAUCCUCAAAGCAUUGUGCCUGGGCGCGAGUGCUGUUGGUAUCGGCCGUCCCACGCUGUUCAGCAUGUCGGCAGGCUAUGGCCACUACGGCAUCCGUCGAAUGAUCCAACUCCUGCGCAAAGAGCUGCAGACCAACAUGGCAUUUCUGGGCGCGAAGACACUCGCCGAUCUCAGACCCGACAUGCUGAACACCAAGAGGUUAGAGCGGAUGCUCUGUAGCGAUGUCAAGUUAUGA
Zasmidium cellare ATCC 36951 is the source of this 1416-nucleotide messenger RNA. RefSeq lists its product as uncharacterized. Bases 1 to 1416 code for a protein of 471 amino acids. Gene Ontology annotation, molecular function: oxidoreductase activity. The transcript has 3 exons. The record is from RefSeq and is a predicted model, not a curated record. NCBI's taxonomy places the organism in Eukaryota, Fungi, Ascomycota, Dothideomycetes, Mycosphaerellales, Mycosphaerellaceae.